Molecule: messenger RNA, 540 nt
Organism: Nicotiana tabacum (common tobacco)
Lineage: Eukaryota; Viridiplantae; Streptophyta; Magnoliopsida; Solanales; Solanaceae
Source: RefSeq, a predicted model, not a curated record
AUGGCAAUAAAAAUGAAGUCAAAGGAAAAGUUGUGUUGUAGGCGUUUAAGCAGGGAGUUGUCCAUGGACAAUUCUAGGUUUGAAGUUUAUUAUAGAAAUGAAUCAGCGACAGUUCCAUUCAUGUGGGAAUCUCAACCAGGAACUCCCAAAUCCAACUUCUCUGAAAUCACACUCCCUCCAGUACUCACUCCUCCACCUUCUUUUCAUGUCAAUAAGAAAAAACAUACACUAAAGAAAUCCAACUUCUUACAAACUGUUCUUUUCCUUCCUAGAUUAAACCUCAAGAAAAGUAGGCUUCUAUCAUCCCCUACUAUUUCUAAUUCAUCUCCGUCAUCCUCAUCAACAUUGUAUUCUGUUCCAACAUCUCCAUAUGCACCGCGACAAGUUGGAUUUUCAAGUCCAAGAUUGUCAUUUGAUGAUCACGAAGAUGAUUAUGUGGUUUCCUCGACUCCAUGCUUUCGUUUUGCUCGUGGUGCUAACACUAGGAGUCGUGGCUGCUCUGCAAGUAUGAUCAAGCUAUUGUUCGGAGAAGUUGCAUGA